AUGGUGGCUGAUGUUGGUCGAUGGUGGUCGCGACGACGACGGUGGGUGGUGGUGGUCAACGGUAGUGGGAGGUGGCUCGGAGGACGGUGGGUGGUGGUGGUCAACGGUAGUGGUCGGGGUGGCGGUGGCUGGUGGUGGCGGGAGGCGGCGAUGGUGGUCGAUGGUGGUGGUGGUGACGACGACGGUCGGUGGUGGUGGUCGACGCGUGGUGGUCGAUGGCGGCGGGCGGUGGGCGGCGGGCGGCGGUGGCGGCAGGCGGCGGAGGACGGUGGUGGUGGUCGGCGAAGGUUGGUGGCGGGUGGUGACGACGACAGGUGGUGGUGGUGGCAAAUGGUGGAGGUGGUGGCAAAUGGUGGAGGUGAUGGGCGGUGUUUGUGA
Helianthus annuus (common sunflower) is the source of this 378-nucleotide messenger RNA. Its product is annotated as protein FAM98B-like. The record is from RefSeq and is a predicted model, not a curated record. The transcript is spliced from 2 exons. NCBI's taxonomy places the organism in Eukaryota, Viridiplantae, Streptophyta, Magnoliopsida, Asterales, Asteraceae. Bases 1 to 378 code for a protein of 125 amino acids.